AUGGGUGUCUAUUGGAUUUGGAGUUUCUGGAGUCGAGUUAGACGAAGGAUGUUUUAUGGAAAAAUCAUGAGGACAAUUUUUGAGAACAUGACAGACUAUGAUGGAUCCGACGCAAGCUCAUCUCAUGGUUCGGAUUCUGGUUUCGAUGAUUCCGGUUUACAAUGCGCUUGUGGGUUGCCUGCCAAGCUACGUAUGUCGCAGAGCGCCAGGAAUCCAUUCCGAUUGUUCUACAACUGUCCCAGGAGAUACGAUCAAUGCGACUUCUUCCGGUGGUGCGACGAGCCAUCUCUAACUGGCGAUAGACAUGCCGAUGAGCUGAACUUAAUCCGCCACGAGUGCACGAGACUGCAACGGAUGUUCAUGAAAGCCCAACAGGACCACGAGAACGACAGGGAGAAGUGGGAGAUGCAGAAAGAAGAGCUGAUGUCUACACUGUGUGAAGUUCAAGCUGAGCUUGAUGAAUACAAGAGGAAGGUUAAAAUGGCCGCUGAGUCUGAUCUGAUGCCACCGGUUGAUCCGAGGUGGAGCAGUGGCAGGGAUGAAAUUGACUUGGGUGAUGAUGCAAUUGAGAUUCAUGCUAUAUAG
This is a messenger RNA of Linum trigynum, 585 nucleotides long. NCBI's taxonomy places the organism in Eukaryota, Viridiplantae, Streptophyta, Magnoliopsida, Malpighiales, Linaceae. The record is from the annotation of a GenBank genome assembly.